Amblyraja radiata (thorny skate) is the source of this 1644-nucleotide messenger RNA. It is a transcript of the gene prss16, whose product is annotated as serine protease 16. Gene Ontology annotation, molecular function: dipeptidyl-peptidase activity; serine-type exopeptidase activity. The transcript is spliced from 12 exons. Gene Ontology annotation, cellular component: endosome; lysosome. The coding region runs from base 25 to 1563 and encodes 512 amino acids. The record is from RefSeq and is a predicted model, not a curated record. Lineage: Eukaryota; Metazoa; Chordata; Chondrichthyes; Rajiformes; Rajidae. Gene Ontology annotation, biological process: proteolysis.
UUGCGGGGCGGAGACGCUGGAACGAUGGAGCCGCUGGUGGUCGCAAUGUUGCUGCUGCUCCUGGCCCGGGGACACUCGGCACUGGGGCUCGGAGGGCGUAACAUGUGGCUGAUCAAGGAGAAGGUUCUGCAGGCGAGGGAGCAGCGCGCCCGGGACCAUGUGCGGGGGGGCCAGCGCUGGUCCUCUGCAGCUCUGGGCAGUGCCCAACAUCUGGAGCCCCAGGAGGAGUUCUUCCCCCAACCUCUGGACCACUUCAACCGUCAAAACAAUGCCACGUACAAGCAGAGAUACUGGGUGAACACGAAACUGUGGGAGCCGCAGGGGGGCCCGGUGUUCCUGUAUAUCGGAGGUGAAGGGGCCCUGACCACCUACUCUGUCCUGGCAGGAGAGCAUGUGGACCUGGCACGCAAAUACCGCGCGCUGCUGGUCGCCGUGGAACACCGGUACUAUGGGGCUAGCAUCAACCCCGAUGGGCUGAAUCACCGCAACCUCCACUUCCUCAGCAGCCAGCAAGCGUUGGCAGACUUGGCCAUGAUGCACGCCUUUAUAUCCCACCGUUACAACUUGUCGAAGCUCAACAAGUGGAUCUGCUUUGGAGGCUCCUACCCGGGCUCACUGUCCGCCUGGUUCCGGCUCAAGUUCCCUCACCUGGUCCACGCUGCCGUUGCCUCCUCCGCACCUGUCCGCGCCCAGCUGGACUUCACCGCCUACAACAAGGUGGUGUCUCGGAGUUUAUCUAACCCUGUGGUUGGGGGCUCGCCAGAGUGCCGGGCGACGGUGGGCGCUGCGUUCGGCGCGGUGGACGAGAUGUUGGCGCGGGGAGAGUCGGCGGCGCUGGAGAGGGAUUUCCGGUCGUGCCGCCCGCUGGACGGCUCCGGGGAUUACGGCCAGCUGGCCGGCAACCUGGCCGACGUGGUCAUGGGCAUCGUGCAGUACAACCACGAGCUGGGCAUCGACGCCACCAUCGCCCACCUCUGCCGCCUGAUGGCCAACACUCGCCUGGGGGCACCGUACCGACGACUCGUGGCUCUCAAUGCGAACUACAUGGAGCGAAUGUCGUUGAACUGCACGGACAACUCUUACCAGCGUGCGUUGGAGGAGUUACGGAGCGAGGUGGUGAAGCCGUACGGCGUGGGUGAGCGCCAGUGGUACUACCAGACCUGCGCCGAGUUUGGCUACUACCAGACCUGUGAGGAUGAGGGAUGCCCACUCUCGCGUUGGCUCACACUGCGUUCCGAGGUAGACGUGUGUGCCCAGGUGUUUGGCAUCUCUGCCAGCAGCGUGCAGGGGGCGGUGGAUUUCACCAACGACUACUAUGGUGCCGACAGACCCAAGGCCAGCCGUAUCAUUUUUGUCAACGGUGACAUCGACCCCUGGCACGCGCUCAGUGUGCUGAGGAACCAGUCCCGCUCCGAGCUGGCCCUGGUUAUCAACGGCACUGCCCACUGUGCCAACAUGAACCCCCCCGAGACCGGAGACCCCCUCUCUCUCCAGCACGCCCGACAGAUAAUCGAAGAGCAGAUUGGCGAUUGGUUGUCCAGACGCCCCCUGUAUCCGUUGUAACGGGGCUCAGGAUGUCUGUCACAGGGAGAAGGAUGUGUUUGCAGCCUCUGCACAGAUGCUGCCUGACCUGCUGAGUUAUGC